GGCUAAUAUUGGGACAUUUUAGUGGCACCCAAUAAAAGACUUAUCAAAACCAUUUGGUAUUGGGUCCGGAAUUAGACAUGGACAGAAUCCCUGGAAUGAAUCAGCUGUGACUUGAACUUGGAGGAUUUAUUUUGCUUACAGACUUGGGAGAUUUCAAUUGCAACUGAAGGCAAAUUAUGCCUUCGUAAGAGGCUCUUUUUAAACGAUGAAAUAUAUUUGUUCACCUUUUCCGAUGGUUGCCUUAUUGCAUGGGGAAAUGGUUCCGACUCCCGAAUCCAAUGAUUCUGCAAACUGGCGCGCUUUUGGACUUGCGAGAUGACUUCGCUGACAAAUUACGGGUCAGGCGUUGACUUAAAUCCAGAGGAAGCACACUUCUAAUUUCCAUCUAUAGUUCCAUCUUUGGACAACGGAACAUCACAGAAGAUGAGGGUUGUAUUUGUUUUGCUAGUAUGCACUCAGUUUCUAAUAACUGAGGUCCUCUUUUUGUCUGUUUCAUCCACAAAUGAUGCGUAUCCAACUGGAUAUGGUGAUGAGUCUGGUGCUUGUAUGAGUAGCAGGGAUGUUUUGAAGCCUUUGAAGAGAGAAAUAUAUUACGAAGGUGGAGAAAUAAUAGAUAUCACCCACAAGUUAACUCCAAACACACCUGGGGGAAUUAUUGAGGGUUGGGGUGAAUAUCUUAGUCUCGUGAAGAGCAUGAAGAACGGGUCUGAUUCGAAUAUCUCCGAGAUGAAAUUAAAUGUUCAUGUUGGCACUCAUGUUGAUACUCCAGGAUAUAUUUAUGAUCACUAUUAUGAUGCUGGAUUUGAUGUAGACAGCCUAGACCUCAGAGUUCUAAACGGCCCGGCUUUGGUAGUUGAUAUUCCUAGGGAUAAGAACAUAACAGCUGAAGUGAUGAAGACCUUAAACAUCCCCAAAGGAAUAAGACAGUACUCUUCAGAACGUUAAACACUGACAGGCGCCUCAUGUAUACGAGACAGAUUGAUUUAAGCUAUGUGGGAUUCACAGAGGAUGGAGCACAGUGGGUUGUGGAUAACACUGAUAUUAAACUUGUUGGAGUAGAAAUGCUGGAUUACUUUGUUG
Oldenlandia corymbosa var. corymbosa is the source of this 1080-nucleotide messenger RNA. The record is from the annotation of a GenBank genome assembly. NCBI's taxonomy places the organism in Eukaryota, Viridiplantae, Streptophyta, Magnoliopsida, Gentianales, Rubiaceae.